GGCGGUGCAGUUUCCCAGAUGCUGAGGGCUUGGGUUUUAGUUCCUCUGUGCUUUGGGGAGUGUUUGCGCUUUGCUUUCACCUUUUCAGAUGUUCGUAUCUUUCUAGACCACGAUUUUAUUGGGAGGUAAAAGUCAAUGUAGUGUAAGAUGCCUUAUGGUGAAAUUGAAGCGGAAUCCUUGGAUCGUGGUGAAGAACUAACAGGUGAACCAUGCUAUAAAAAACUGAAGUCAACUGAAGAGGUGUAUGUUUUUUCCCAUCAUGGUAGUGCUAAUUUCCACAGAAUCCAAGAGAAAACUGGGAAUGAUUGGGUCCCUGUGACCAUUGUUGAUGUCAGAGGUCAUAGUUAUCCUCAGGAGGACAAAACCAAAACUACAGACUUGGUGAAACCUGUGCAUGAUGAGAUUCCUGACAAUAAUAGAUCAGAUGUUAUUGAAUCCAUUGAUCCACCAAUUUUACAGGAUGCAAGUCCUGCAUUGGUAUCCAAAGAUGAUGAGAUAUAUAGCACAAGUAAAGCAUUUAUAGGACCCAUUUACAAACCUCCUGAGAAGAAGAAAUGUAAUGAAAGGGGAAAUCACUCAGAUGCAAUCAGUGGUACAGAUGGCAAAGGAGGACGAGAACAGAAACAGAAAUUCAACUCCAAAAAAUCAGAGCUUGACAAUGAAUUAUUCCAGUUUUAUAAGGAAAUUGAAGAGCUUGAAAAUGAAAAAGAUGAUUUGGAAGGCAAUUGUAAAGAACCCAAACCCUCUGAGGAAAAACUUAUUCCAUAUUAUCAGGACCAUUAUAAUGAGCUGUUAAAAUCUGAAGAAGGAAAGGAAAGAGAUAUUAGUAAUGUUCUUCAGUCACAUUGUGGUUUUCAGCAGCAGGUGGAGAAUGAACCAGGCAAAUAUCCUUGUAAUGGACAAGUAAUACCUGCAUUCUGUGAAGAUUCGUUAAUUUCCUUCGGGCCUGAAUGGCAGUCAGUACAUUCUUUUAUAGUACCCCAAGGUCCUCCUCCUCCCAUUUUUAACUAUCAUUUAAAUACGCAAAGAUUUAAUGCUCCACUAAAUCCACCAUCAAGUAUUUUCCAUGCUCCAGAUGGGUCUCAGCAUCAAAAUGGCUAUUAUGUAAAUAGUUGUCACAUUAACUGGCAUUGUUUGACUUUUGAUCAGAACAAUGACUAUAUUGACUGUAGUGAGAAUACCAGUAGAGAUCAUUCCUCUACAAAUGGUUACAGUGUGCAAGAUGCAUAUGUGAGUAAUGGUUUCUGUGAAACCAGGGAAGGAUGCUGGAAAGAUCCUUCUAUGGACAAGCAUAAUGGAACAGACAGGCUUAUGAACCAGCAGUUUCAAGAGGAAAAGUUAAAUAAAUUGCAGAAGUUACUUAUUCUUUUAAGAGGUUUGCCUGGUUCUGGGAAAACAACGUUGUCUCGAAUUCUGCUUGGUCAGAGUCGUGAUGGCAUUGUAUUCAGCACUGAUGACUAUUUUCACCAUCAAGAUGGGUACAGGUAUAAUGUUAAUCAACUUGGUGAUGCCCAUGACUGGAACCAGAACAGAGCAAAACAAGCUAUCAAUCAGGGGAGAUCUCCAGUUAUAAUAGACAACACUAAUACACAAGCUUGGGAAAUGAAACCAUAUGUGGAAAUGGCCAUAGGAAAAGGAUACAGAGUAGAGUUUCAUGAACCUGAAACUUGGUGGAAAUUUGAUCCUGAAGAAUUAGAAAAGAGGAAUAAACAUGGUGUAUCUCGAAAGAAGAUUGCUCAGAUGUUGGAUCGUUACGAAUACGAAAUGUCCAUCUCUAUUGUAAUGAAUUCAGUGGAACCGUCACACAAAAGCACACAAAGACCUCCUCCUUCACAGGGGAGACAGAGGUGGGGAGGCUCUCUAGGCUCACAUAAUCAAGUCUCUGUUACAAAUAAUCAUUAAACUGGCUAUUUUCAGCUAACACAUUUGUUGGCUUGCCCUUGAAAAAAAUUAGUGAGCCUAUCUUGAAGUUUAAAUAGUUUAAAAUUAAAAAAAAAAAGACUAUGUUGCCUCACAAAGGAUGUUCCCAGCAAGUUGUUUAAAUCCUAAAGUGUAAAUAAAAAUUAUAUAAAAUUGUUUUU
Molecule: messenger RNA, 2081 nt
Organism: Odobenus rosmarus divergens (Pacific walrus)
Lineage: Eukaryota; Metazoa; Chordata; Mammalia; Carnivora; Odobenidae
Product: NEDD4 binding protein 2-like 2
Exons: 6
Coding region: 148-1902 (584 amino acids)
Biological process (GO): negative regulation of transcription by RNA polymerase II
Cellular component (GO): nucleus
Molecular function (GO): transcription corepressor activity
Source: RefSeq, a predicted model, not a curated record